AUGAAGCUGUACUGCCUGUCAGGACAUCCAACCCUACCGUGCAAUGUACUCAAGUUCAAAUCCACCACCAUCAUGUUGGAUUGCGGACUGGACAUGACAUCUACCCUCAAUUUCCUCCCGUUGCCACUGGUUCAGAGCCCGAGGCUGUCCAAACUUCCUGGUUGGGUUUUGAAGGAUGGAAGCACAUUUCUGGACAAGGAACUAAAGGAGUGCUCUGGCCAUGUGUUUGUAGACUCUGUGCCUGAGUUCUGUUUACCAGAGACUGAGCUGCUUGACCUCUCCACGGUAGAUGUAAUCUUGAUCUCAAACUAUCACUGCAUGAUGGCAUUGCCCUAUAUCACAGAGUACACAGGAUUCACUGGAACAGUGUAUGCCACUGAGCCCACUGUUCAAAUUGGCAGACUUCUCAUGGAAGAACUGGUGAAUUCCAUUGAACGCGUGCCAAAGGCUCAGUCUGCCUCCAUGUGGAAGAACAAGGAGGUACAGAGAUUGCUGCCUGCCCCUCUGAAGGACGCAGUGGAGGUGUCUAUGUGGAGGAAGUGCUACACCAUGCCAGAAGUGAACGCUGCGCUCAGUAAGAUCCAGCUGGUGGGAUAUUCUCAGAAAAUUGAGCUCUUUGGUGCUGUGCAGGUCACCCCUCUCAGCUCGGGCUACGCUCUUGGAAGUUCCAAUUGGAUUAUCCAGUCGCACUAUGAAAAGGUUUCCUAUGUUUCAGGAUCUUCUCUACUUACAACACACCCUCAGCCCAUGGACCAGGCUUCUCUUAAAAAUAGUGAUGUUCUCAUCCUGACGGGUCUUACACAAAUACCUACUGCUAACCCAGAUGGCAUGGUAGGAGAGUUCUGCAGCAACUUGGCUAUGACUGUCCGGAAUGGAGGAAAUGUGCUGGUUCCCUGUUACCCCUCUGGAGUAAUAUAUGAUCUGCUGGAGUGCCUGUAUCAGUAUAUUGACUCUGCUGGACUCUCCAAUGUCCCUUUUUAUUUCAUCUCACCUGUUGCCAACAGCUCCCUCGAGUUCUCCCAGAUCUUUGCUGAAUGGUUGUGUCAUAACAAACAAACAAAGGUAUAUCUUCCAGAACCUCCUUUUCCCCAUGCUGAGCUCAUUCAGACAAACAAAUUGAAACAUUAUCCCAGCAUCCACGGAGACUUCAGCAAUGACUUCAAGCAGCCGUGUGUUGUGUUCACUGGACAUCCCUCUCUUAGAUUUGGGGAUGUGGUUCAUUUCAUGGAGUUAUGGGGAAAAUCUAGCUUGAACACCGUUAUAUUCACAGAACCCGAUUUCUCUUACCUGGAUGCCCUGGCUCCUUAUCAACCUUUGGCGAUGAAAUGUGUUUACUGUCCCAUUGACACAAGACUGAAUUUUAUUCAGGUGUCUAAAUUACUCAAAGAAGUCCAGCCUCUCCACGUAGUUUGCCCAGAGCAGUACACUCAGCCACCACCCACCCAGUCUCAUCGCACAGAUCUGAUGAUAGACUGCCAGCCUCCGCCAAUGUCCUACCGCAGAGCAGAGGUGCUGACUCUUCCGUACAAGCGGCGCUAUGAGAAGAUCGAAAUCAUGCCAGAACUUGCAGAUUCGCUUGUGCCCUUGGAGAUUAAGCCUGGUAUUUCCUUAGCAACAGUUUCUGCCGUGUUGCAUACUAAAGACAACAAGCAUGUGCUGCAGCUCCCUCCAAAACCUCCGCAACCUCCCGCCAGCAAGAAGAGAAAGCGAGUGAGUGAUGACGUGCCAGAGUGUAAACCUUUGAAGCCAUUGCUGAGUGGCUCCAUUCCUGUGGACCAGUUUGUGCAGACGCUGGAGAAGCAUGGUUUCAGUGAUGUGAAGGUGGAGGACACAGCCAAGGGCCACAUCGUACUCCUCCAGGAGGCGGAAACCCUCAUUCAGAUUGAGGAGGACUCCACACACAUAAUCUGCGACAACGAUGAACCUUUGAGGGUGAAACUGCGUGACCUGGUUCUCAAAUUCCUGCAGAAAUUUUAGCUCAUGGACAUCAUGCUGCUCUGCAAGGAGAGACCCCAGAGCACCAGAGCUAAGAGCUUUCCAGAGGGUGACCCCAGGGAGAGAGAGAAUUUCUUGAUUCAAAGAGACCACAAACCACCUUCCCCUUCAUGGAGAAGCAAGGAAGUAUUUUUAAUAUCGAUCUCUUUUUUAAAUUUUAUUUUUAACUGGUUUUGGAAUACUUUGGAGGGGAUUCCUGUUCUGUAAAAUUGAGAGUUGGAAUGUUAUAGGAGACAUGAACUGCAGAGUAAAUAAAUACUGUAUAUUUACAAGGUCAGGGUGAAAUUGUGUGCAGAUGCAGACAUUUCUCUGUGUGACCCUCUCAGCAAUGUAUGCCCCGGUCCUUUACCUGAGAAAACUCUGUAGGAAUAUUGAAACAAUGGCCUUAGAUAUUGAGAGAUUUCUUUUUCUCCCCGCUGCUUCUUCCUGGUCACCAGAUCCAAUUUCCUGUCUGUUCCUCCAUCUGCGUUGGGCAUGUGUAUUUCACUGGCACGAACAGGAAUGAGAAAGCUGGUAAGACAAAGAUGAUAAAAAUAGAAAAAGGGGGCUAUGCUGGACAUGUAGAAUAGCUUCGAAGCGGCAAGAGCCUGGCCAUUCCCUGCAAAAGCAGAGGGAUUUUGGAAAAGUUAGACGCUUUAGCAGUGCAAGGUGUUUAUUGAUGCCGCACCCUCACCUGUUAUGACCAGAUUUGUCCACCUAGCUCUAGGCUCUUCACUGAGACACGCAAAGGACUGGUUUCUCCUGAGUUCCUCCAUCAUCAGUGGAGGAAGUAUCUCAGGAAGAUGCUUUCAAAAGUACAUAAAGUAGUUAAACUCCUAGUGCUCAUGAAAAACCUUUGAGAUUUAAGUGCCUCUUGUUUCUACCUUGCGAAAACCUGUCCUUUCAGCCCCCACAAUCCCAAAUCCUGGUUGAAAUACUGAGUCAUUUAUACAAAGCCGUCUAUACUGCAGACCUGGGGAGGUUUUUCACUCCCAAAAUCAUAUAUUUGGGGCCUAAACUUAGUUAAUAGUAUGGCUUUUAAAAGCGUCCGAUUUCUCAGAUUUACUGCUGUUUGUUUUUUAUUGGAUUGUUUUGUAUUUAUUUGGUGUUAAAAAUAAAAAGCAUAGUAAGACU
Gymnogyps californianus (California condor) is the source of this 3108-nucleotide messenger RNA. RefSeq names its product integrator complex subunit 9 (gene INTS9). Gene Ontology annotation, biological process: snRNA processing. The record is from RefSeq and is a predicted model, not a curated record. Bases 1 to 1977 code for a protein of 658 amino acids. The transcript is spliced from 17 exons. NCBI's taxonomy places the organism in Eukaryota, Metazoa, Chordata, Aves, Accipitriformes, Cathartidae. Gene Ontology annotation, cellular component: integrator complex.